AGAAAAUCAGUCGAGCGCUAUAAAAAUCGGUGGAUUUACCUCAGCAGUCUAGAAGUUUUUCAGACUCCUCAAUAUAAUCUCUACUAUUGUGUUAGCAUGGCGAGCGUUAAUUUUCUCGUUGUGUUCGGUAUUCUAGCCAUGAUCAACAUGGCAUAUUGUGACAUAGUUACGGACGUCCCUUGUUACAGAAGACCUUUCCAGACAUACAGAUUGCGUUGCAUCGCCGAAGAAGGAAUUGUGCCGAAUGGUGACUUCAUACAGAUGGAUGUGUGCGUGUUCAAGGCUGCUGAAGUAGUCAACGAAGACGGUGACAUAGAUGUGGGGAAAUUCGUGAGAAUUGUUCAGAAUGAUGCUAUCAAUGGUACAAUAUUUCUUGACAAGUACAUUGAAGGCCAGCGCAAGUGCCUAGAAAAAGAGACAUAUGACAAUGCGCAAGAGGCAGUCAAAGCUUGGAACAAUUGUGAGAAGGACACGAAAGUAUUCUUGAAGCAGGCACUAUGCAAUGACUACGAAAGAGACGCUCAGAGUUCUGAACAAUUGUGAGAAUGAGUGUGACACUGAAAUAUUAUUGGGGAUAGCAGUAUGCAAACGAUGAUGUGGCAGGAAUUUCAGUAGCGAAGCGGUAAAUCGGUUUAGACCUCAGUUGAGUCUUUGAGGAAUAUCUCCGAAUCUUUUUUUUUAUCGUUGUUUUACAUCGCUUCGCCCCGGCUAGGGUAUACUGCGUUGAUGAUGAAGACUUUAAAUGGUUAGAUCGCACCAUUCUACCCGGCCGGGAUUUGAACUCGGAACGUUUCGCAUGUGAGGA
Messenger RNA from Diachasma alloeum, 805 nucleotides. RefSeq lists its product as uncharacterized. The transcript has 4 exons. Gene Ontology annotation, molecular function: odorant binding. Lineage: Eukaryota; Metazoa; Arthropoda; Insecta; Hymenoptera; Braconidae. The record is from RefSeq and is a predicted model, not a curated record. The coding region runs from base 97 to 543 and encodes 148 amino acids.